AUGGCGGCGCCCCCACAACCGCCACCGACGGGGCCUGGGCCUGGGCCUGGACCGGGCCCGCCCGCAGCUCCCGCGCCGCCGCCACCUUUACCCGCCGCUCCCGGGCCGGGACCGGGACAGGCACCAGGACCCGGGCAGCCCCCGGGGCCGCCGCUCACGGCGCAGGUGGCGGCUGCGCAGGCGCAGGACUUCGACCCGGUGCAGCGGUUCCGCCUCCUCAUCCCUCAGCUGAAGGAGAGUCUGCAGACCCUGAUGAAAGUGGCGGCGCAGAACCUGGUGCAGAACUCCAGCAUCGACAACGGGCAGAAAAGCGCCGACGGGGCCCUGCAGCGCUUCGACAAGAGCCUGGAGGAGUUUUACGCCCUCUGCGACCAACUGGAGCUCUGCCUGCGCCUGGCCCACGAGUGCCUCUCGCAGAGUUUCGACAGUGCCAAGCACGCCCCCGCCCUGGUCCCAGCGGCCCCCAAAAACGAGGGGGGGGCCGGGGAGACCCUCCCGUACACCCAGUACCUCCCCCUCAUCAAAGCCCAGAUCGCCGGCGCCAAGGACAUCCACAACGCCCUGCUCGAGGGGGCCAACAAGAUCACCGGCAAGCUGCCCCCCCCCGGGGCACCCUGACUUCUUUUUGGGGGGGCCCCCACUGGGGUCAUGGACCCCCCCAAAAUCACCCAGAAGGGGGCUGAGGGCAGAUAUGGGGGUUUAGGGGGGGUUCUGGUGUCCGGUGUGGGCAUCUGAGUGUGGAUACAGAGGGCUGGUGACCCCUCCGGGGGGGGGCUGGUUUUUUUGGGGGGCCCCACUGGGGUCACAGACCCGCCCCCCCAAAUCUCCUAGGGGGGUCUGAAGGCAGAUAUGGGGGUUUGGGGGGGUCCUGGUGCCUGGUGUGGGCAUCUGAGUUUUGGGGGGGGCCCGGUGCUGGUUUUGGG
Messenger RNA from Grus americana (Whooping crane), 923 nucleotides. RefSeq names its product mediator complex subunit 29 (gene MED29). Gene Ontology annotation, molecular function: transcription factor binding; transcription coregulator activity. Gene Ontology annotation, biological process: regulation of transcription by RNA polymerase II. Lineage: Eukaryota; Metazoa; Chordata; Aves; Gruiformes; Gruidae. The transcript has 4 exons. Gene Ontology annotation, cellular component: mediator complex. The record is from RefSeq and is a predicted model, not a curated record. Bases 1 to 618 code for a protein of 205 amino acids.